AUGUGUCAAUGUGUUAAUUCAUUCAAAUGUAUCUCAAGAUAUCGUCUUAUGGACACCUUAUCAGAUUGUCCUAAUGAAGAUGACAAAAAUUUGAAACAUAUUACAGCUGUUGGUUUAAUUGAACUUUUAAAAAAACAUAUCAAAUUUUGUCAAAUAAAUAAUAAUUUAACAUGUCAACAUGGUGGUCAAUGUAUUCCUGUUGAUGAAUAUAUGUCGUCAUCGAAUAAAAAAUUUUCAUGCAUUUGUCCAAAAGGUUAUAGUGGAGAUCGAUGUGAAAUAGUUGAUAAUAAAAUAAUUUUAUCAUUUGAAAAUGAUAUUGUUUUAUCUCAGUCAAUAUUUAUUCAUUUCAUAGAAGCUAUUAAUGGAAGUGUUCCAAUGAGAAUGACUACUUUUCGAACAAUUUUCCCAGUAAAAAAUUCACUUACAAUUCUUUGGUCACGAUCAUUUCAUCUUAUUUUUAUUGAACUUUAUAAUAAAAAUUAUUAUUUAGUUGUUAUUCAAAAAAUUUAUGAACAAUCAACAACCAUUAUAAAAAAGAUAAAAUCAUCUGAUCGUUGCCAACAUAUAAAUGAAUUAUUUAAUGAAAUUUUUGUUAAAUUACAUCUUACUCGUCGUAUAAAAUAUUAUCAUUUAUCAUGUCAACAAAAUCUAUCAAAUCUGCCAUGUUUUUAUGAUGAUGUUCAUAUUUGUCUAUGUUAUGAUCAUAGAAAACAACGUUUAGCAAAUUGCUUUGAAUUUAAUUAUAAUAUGAAAUCGGAUUGUUUAGGUCAAAGUGUUUGUGAAAACGUUGGUCAAUGUUUUCAAGAUACUGAAGUUUUACGAUGUCAAUUUAGUUCGAAUCGAUUUGGUUUAUCACUUGAUGCUAUCUUAGGUUAUCAUAUUCAACCAAAUAUUAGUCUUUUAAAUCAAUUAAAUAUUGUCAAAAUUAGUUUAGCAUUAACAGUAAUAUUUUUAGUUGCAGGAUUUAUCAAUGGAGUUUUAUCUUCAAUUACAUUUAAUAAUAAACAAAUAUGUGAAGUUGGUUGUGACGUUUUAAAACAACAAAUUCAACAAUAUAAACAUUUAUUAACUGCUUCUGUUCUUUUAGUUAUUCUUGGAUUACCACGUUUGAUCAUUUUAUUUGUAUCAAAAUGUAUGAAAUCAACAAAUGAUGGAUGGCUAUUUCUUGUUGGAUAUUUUAUUUCAUUUAUUCCACCUAUGCUUACAUUUGUUGUAUUUAUAUUACCAUCAAAGUUUUAUAAAGAAUAA
Molecule: messenger RNA, 1248 nt
Organism: Rotaria sp. Silwood2
Lineage: Eukaryota; Metazoa; Rotifera; Eurotatoria; Philodinida; Philodinidae
Source: the annotation of a GenBank genome assembly